CAACAGUCUCAGUCCAGUGCCUGGUGCGGCUGUGGUCUAGAACAACGUUAACUUGUCGCUUUGAUUGCAAACGUGGAAGCCAGAUUUUACCAUGGCUUCGACCAAAGCUGCACGGAUUGGCGAAGAGGUGUGGAAGAGUCGAGUAGAUAAGGUCAACGCGGAACUGGUUACUCUCACCUAUGGCACAAUUGUUGCGCAAUUAUGCAAAGACUACGAAAGCGAUUACGUUGAAGUCAACAAGCAGCUUGACAAGAUGGGUUACAACAUUGGCCUGAGAUUAAUCGAGGAUUACCUUGCGAAAUCCAACACUAUGAGGAGGUGUUCGAACUUCAGAGAAACAGCGGAAAUGAUUGCGAAGGUUGGAUUCAAGAUCUUCCUGAACAUUACACCCACUAUCACGAACUGGACUAGUGACAGCAAACAAUUCUCUCUUAUCUUCGAAGAAAACCCCCUGGCAGAUUUUGUCGAGUUACCAGACGAUGGAAGGGCACAAGACGAGUUAUGGUACUCAAAUAUCUUCUGCGGGGUGUUGAGAGGUGCUUUGGAGAUGGUGCAGAUGCAAGUAGAGGCACAUUUCAUCAGUGAUGUAUUGAGGGGCAAUGACUCUACGGAGAUGAGGAUAUCUCUGAUACGGUAUAUCGACGAUGAGAUGCCGGCGGACGAUGAGUGAGGCGUUGUGCAUGUAUUUCGGCGUCUGGCGCAGGAGAGGCGGGAUUAGAGAUAUCAAUGCAGCGACUUUGGCAGCUCAGAAUCAUACUAGAUCACUGAGGACACGGAUUAGUGGCCCAUUGCUGUUGUCAUCAUGGCAAAAUAUACAGCAUUCAUCUCCCCGGGCUAUCGUCCAGAUCGCUUUGCAUAGUAGCCUUCAUCAAGAUCUGCAUGUUUUCAGUCUCAUUCCUACGUUUCACUUGUUCCAGUGAAUUUCCGGGGAAAAUUUUGGGGGCCUAUUUGACGAGUGGUUAAUGUUGGUGGCCCUCUUGUUAGUGGAUGUAUCGCGACCACAGAGGUGUAUUUUGUGAACAUGUGCACGCUUCUUGCAUAUGUGACUAGAUAAAUAUUUUAAAAUAUGUUUCGUGACGGAAGUUCUGUUCCAAACAGCGUUCGGC
This is a messenger RNA of Hyaloscypha bicolor E, 1106 nucleotides long. RefSeq names its product trafficking protein-like protein particle complex subunit 3. NCBI's taxonomy places the organism in Eukaryota, Fungi, Ascomycota, Leotiomycetes, Helotiales, Hyaloscyphaceae. Gene Ontology annotation, cellular component: TRAPP complex; cytosol; cis-Golgi network membrane. The transcript is spliced from 4 exons. The coding region runs from base 92 to 670 and encodes 192 amino acids. Gene Ontology annotation, biological process: endoplasmic reticulum to Golgi vesicle-mediated transport; intra-Golgi vesicle-mediated transport. The record is from RefSeq and is a predicted model, not a curated record.